UACAUGGCGCCCGAGAUGCACAUGCCGCAUGGGUAUAGCGCGGCCAAGGUCGACGUGUGGUCGCUGGGUAUUUUGCUCUGGAUGCUCUUGACCGGCGUGCCACUGGUCGAGGCGUCCAAUGACGACGACGAAGCGUUUGGGUACUUGAAGCGGUGUGGCAUCCCGCUGUAUAAGUUUGUUUCGGCCGAGCGCGUCCUCUUGGGUUAAACCUCAAUGCGUUUCGCCCAUCCCUCUUCGUUCCACCACCAUUAGAUCCACUCCUUCUUAAUACCAACUAGCCC
This is a messenger RNA of Saprolegnia diclina VS20, 281 nucleotides long. RefSeq lists its product as hypothetical. The transcript is spliced from 2 exons. The record is from RefSeq and is a predicted model, not a curated record. Gene Ontology annotation, biological process: protein phosphorylation. The coding region runs from base 4 to 207 and encodes 67 amino acids. NCBI's taxonomy places the organism in Eukaryota, Oomycota, Saprolegniomycetes, Saprolegniales, Saprolegniaceae. Gene Ontology annotation, molecular function: protein kinase activity; ATP binding.